Messenger RNA from Benincasa hispida (wax gourd), 1934 nucleotides. Its product is annotated as protein DEFECTIVE IN MERISTEM SILENCING 3-like. The record is from RefSeq and is a predicted model, not a curated record. Lineage: Eukaryota; Viridiplantae; Streptophyta; Magnoliopsida; Cucurbitales; Cucurbitaceae.
GAGGUGGAAGGACACUGACGACAUUUCAAAAUCCUCAAAAAGGAAAUGAUGAGAUUAGUGGACAAAUAGGUGUUUUCACUAUAAAAAUUUUGAAAAAUGUGAGUCUUCAAUUCUAUAUUUUGUGUUGGAUUUGAGAAUAGAAACCGGAUUCAGAGCUUUCGCAACAAACCCACAUCAGCUGCAACUUCAAAGAAAAAGGAUUUUUGCUGAAAAUGUGAAGAAGAAGAAGAAGAAGAAGAAGAAACAGAACUGAAGUUUGCUUUUGUCUUAUACCCUUUUCUUAUUUCCACUCUUUUAUUCUGUUCUGAUGAAACUGGAUCAGCUUGACAAUUCUAAAGUACCUAAAGAUGAAAUGCAAGAUGGAGGGCUUUCCCUUGAAGAUCCAGUUAACCUUCAUUCCAAGAAACUUCAAGAUGAUUUGCAAACAAUGGGGAUGAAAAUCCAGCUGCAUGAGGACAACAUAAGAUUUCUAAGGACUUUGAAAGACAAAUUAGUUGAUUCCAUCAUUGAUUUGCAAGUUAUCCUAGGAAAGUACCAUGCUUCCAAUACACCUAAGAUUGAGAAUAAGGAUGUUUCUGAUACUCAAAGUGAAGAUGAGCCAUCAGAUCAGGAACAGAUAUUACAACAGGAAAACACUGCUGCUAGCAUCUUGUGCCAACUGAAAACUAAUCCAAAGAUGCUGGCCUCUGAUCCUACACUGAGUGAUGAUGUGCUAGGUGUUGUUGCUGAACUAGGAAAUGUAGAUGACAAUACCCUUAGCAGUCUUUUAUCGGAGUACCUAGGAACAGAGACCAUGUUGGCUAUUGUCUGCAAGACGUACAAUGGAGUCAAAUCUCUUGAAAAGUAUGACACGGAAGGAUGCAUAAAUAAAACAUCUGGCCUUCACGGAUUUGGCACUUCACUUGGGAAGACUUUAGAGGGACGAUUCAAUGUCAUCUCUCUCGAAACAUUAAGACCAUAUCCGGGUGAAUUUGUGGCCGAUGAUCCGCAAAAAAGGCUUGAUAUUCCAAAGCCAAAAUUGCCUAAUGGGGACUGUCCGGCUGGUUUUCUUGGUUAUGCUGUUAAUAUGAUAAACAUAAACAGAGCAUACUUGUUUUUUCUCACAGCAAGUGGAUAUGGUCUUAGAGAGACUCUAUUUUAUUCUCUUUUUUCUUGCUUGCAAAUCUAUAAAACUAGGGCAGAAAUGUUACAAGCUGUUCCUUGCAUAACCGAUGGAGCACUUUCUUUGGAUGGUGGGAUUAUCAAGAGAAGUGGACUGUUCUGUCUUGGCAAUAGGGACGACGCGAAGGUGAGCUUUUCCAAGACCUCAACAAAUUCAAGCCUACCUGACCGUUACACAGAAUCUGAAAGACAGAUGAAAGAAAUGAAAUGGAAAAAGGAAAAAAUACUUGAAGAUAUGAGGAGAGAACAAGCGUUGCUAGAUAGCUUGAAGCUCAACUUCGAAAAGAAGAAGGCGGAGUUUGUGCAGUUCCUAGCUGAAGCUGCUGCUCGUCAACAAACUCCAGUUGCAAUGGGGAGAUCAACCGGUAAGUGAUGCUAGACGGAGGAGGAUCGGCCAACCAUCGAAGGGACAAUGCUCGUUGUUGUCGUUCACAUUCUGCUUGAUGCAUUGGUUUAUAGUAUGAUAUGCAUCAGUAUUGGAAGGUGAUAGCUUUUUCAGGGAAGGAAGGAAAUGGGAAUAUUUUGCAAUACCAAUUUUGUGUUGUGUAUCAAGCUUCCUUUGACAGCUCUAUGAUGGUUGCCAUUUCUUUCACCUCUUGCUAUGCUCUAUUCUUCUGUUUUAUGGGCUAUGUAUGUACAUUAAACCAAAAUUAAUUUUGUUGGAGAUAGAAAUGGAGGAUGCAUUUUGUAUGUCCGACUUUGACCCUCGCUUCAAAGUUCGAAUCUCGACCAAGGUCGAGAGUAUAUGCCUGUUGUUUUCAGUUUCAACUUGA